AUGUCUGAAGAUUUUGUUACAAGGGUAAUCCGACAUGCGUCUACGUUUCACAUACUCGCCGUCGAUGAAGAUACAAAAACCGUCUCACAUACUGCACCUUCACAAGCUUUUCUAGACAAUCCAAUCCCGCCAUUCGCUCCACUAAAGGUUCCUUCAUAUAGUGUGAAGAGUACUCUAACGAUUUGUUUGGAUCCGAGAUUCCUCAGCACAGCCUUCCGAAUUGGCGAUGCAUUGCUUCGAUAUGGAGAUAUUGUUGAGCCUUACGAGACGGCCUUCAACCUUGCCUUUGACACACCGUAUGACUACUUAAGAUACAUGGCAGACGAUGCGAAUCUUGAACUUUGUGAGACUAUGCUAGACCACCUGACGUUUGUCAUGUCGAGUCACAAUAUGGCUACAAGAGAUCACGACCAAGAUACACUAGCCAAUAAUAUAAUCAACAGGAUAAUUGCCAGUCAGAAGAAGCCUCCGAAGAUCUCCAAAAUUGUUGACAUGGGAGGCGGCUGGGGCGAUGUAUGUAUCAGCAUUGCCGACGCCCUCUUCCACACAGACCAACUACCAGAUUCAUUUCCAAAAUUCGUAGUGAAAGACCUUGAUAGAAUGAUCAUCAAUGGACCAGACCAUGUUGAAACAUCGAAUCUUGACGGAAGCAUAAAGAAAAAUAUCACCUUUGAAAAGUAUAAUUUUAUCGACGACGGGGAGAAUGAGAAAGACGAAGCUGACAUAUACAUGUUUCGCUUUGUUAUGCACGAUUGGUCGGACAGCCGCGUGAUUACAAUUCUAAAAAACAUUGUGCCCAACAUGAAGAAAGAUGCGCUCAUCCUCAUUAUGGACUACAUCAUUCCUAAAUCAAAUGUGUUCCCACUGGUGGUUGAGAGGCUAAAAAGGACAAUGGACAUGGCCGCUAUGUCUAUCUUGGCAGGCAAAGAGAGAACGGAGGAUGACUGGCGCCAGCUAAUUACGAGGUUUAAUAAUGAGAAUCCUGAUAAUGAGCUGGAAUUUACGCUUUGUCCAGGAAAUGAAUCUUGUACAGAUAAUACGCCCUGUACACACAAUGAGCUUUGUAACAGGAAGCAUGCGUUCGGGGUUGUCGAGUUGAAGUUUGCGUCUUCGUCCAAGAGCGUAUGUAAAUAG
This is a messenger RNA of Trichoderma breve, 1134 nucleotides long. RefSeq names its product o-methyltransferase domain-containing protein. The transcript is spliced from 3 exons. The record is from RefSeq and is a predicted model, not a curated record. Gene Ontology annotation, molecular function: O-methyltransferase activity. NCBI's taxonomy places the organism in Eukaryota, Fungi, Ascomycota, Sordariomycetes, Hypocreales, Hypocreaceae. The coding region runs from base 1 to 1134 and encodes 377 amino acids.